Pediculus humanus corporis (human body louse) is the source of this 237-nucleotide messenger RNA. RefSeq lists its product as uncharacterized. The coding region runs from base 1 to 237 and encodes 78 amino acids. Lineage: Eukaryota; Metazoa; Arthropoda; Insecta; Psocodea; Pediculidae. The transcript has 2 exons. The record is from RefSeq and is a predicted model, not a curated record.
AUGAAAUUGGGUCCGGCAUUGAAAUUGAGAGCGACGAUCGCGAGACGUUUGGGACACUGCACGAUAUGCCUUCAUUGCGUUCACUGUCACGGAGCUUCGUCACUCGGUACGUCAUCUGGAACCACGUCUGCGGCGUCGGCUGCUGCGGCAUGUAAAAAUUUCAAACGAACGAAACCAAAAAGUAACGUGAACGGCGAAACUUCUCAGACUGAAAAGAAAAAAAUAAGAAGAAAUUAG